This is a messenger RNA of Mesorhabditis spiculigera, 1236 nucleotides long. Lineage: Eukaryota; Metazoa; Nematoda; Chromadorea; Rhabditida; Rhabditidae. The record is from the annotation of a GenBank genome assembly.
AUGAUUGGCUCGAAUGGUCGAAAUGGACGCUCCGGAAAAUACGUACUACCACCGAAGAAUGACGAUCUAUCGUGCCAGAAGUGCCCAACAGCCCUCCAAGGCCCACCAGGCCAUCCCGGCGUCAAGGGCCCACGUGGAAACCCGGGCAACCAUGGCACAGACGGGCGUCCUGGUGUCCCGGCACGAAAGGGCCCACCUGGACCCCCAGGAGUUCGCGGACCGCCUGGGGAGAUUGGAAUGCAGGGACCUCCCGGUGAUCCUGGCCGCGUCCUAAACGGUGCCCCGCCCGGUCAACCCGGUCAGCUCGGACAUAUGGGACCUCGUGGAAAGCCUGGAGCUAAUGGAAAUGAUGGUCGCUCUGGUGGCGCAGGCCCGGCCGGACUCCGCGGUGACCCCGGACAGCGCGGUUCCGAUGGACAACGAGGUCUUCCAGGGCCGACUGGACCCCCUGGAUCUCCCGGAAUCCAAGGAAACUCAUACGAGCAAAAUACACCUACUAAGAGCGGCUACGAGCAGGAGGAGCAAGAGGAGGAAGAGGAGGAACAACAGUACGAGCCAAAGCCGACUGCCGCUGGUGGGGCCAGCGCCGCCUCUUUGAGCUACGACAACUCGGUCCCGUCCGUCCAACCGCCACAGGGAUCUGAGUAUGCCCGAGCACGAGCUCACGCUCGCUCCCGAGCGCACGCGAUCCCGAGCCGAAUCCCCGCCAACUUUGCCAACGAGCCGCCGGCCUAUUUGGAACCGAUGAGCCGUGCUCAUGGCACACCGAACUACGGUAUCCAACCCCAAGCCUCGUACCAGCGCACCGCCUCCGACUACGGUUUUGGAGCUGUGGGUUAUCAGAAUACGAGCCCUUACCAGAAAAUCUCUAAAAUAAUGGUGGCUCUCCUCGCGAUCUCCAUUGCCGUCGCACUCCUAUGGCCAUCGACGGAGCAACAGCUGGCGGCAUCGGAAGCCCAGGAAAAGGAAAAGUUCAAAAUGAAGCUGAUGAACCAGCUGAAGGGAGCGAUGGGCAACUCGAAAAAGUGCGAACAAAUCGAGGAUAAAGAAGAGCGGGCAGCUUGUUUCGAGAAACUGAUGGACGAUAUGAAGAAAAAGAUGGAAAUAUUGCGUUCCAGAAAGGAGGCAGCUGGGCAGAGUGAUAAGACCCUCCAAGACGCCUUCCAAAAAGCCGACGAACUCAGCAAGCACAUCGACCCAUCGAAGAUAAAUUUCGGCAAAUCCAAAAGUGAAUUG